GCGGCGCCACGCAAAGUCACGCAAGGUUUUCCUCUCUCAUCUUCAGUAUGAAAUUCCUGGUGCUGAUGGCGCUGGUGGGCGUGGCAUCUUGCCGCACCUCCCUAAUCGGGGCGGACCGGGCCAGGGACGUCGACCUCAAGUACACUUACGUUAACGACGAAGGAAAGGAAGUACGCGUCAAGGUCGAGGCUGGCCGCCUGGGCCUGUCCCUCCAAAGGCAACCUGACUCGGAGCUGGACGUCGAGAAGGAGGUCAUUUCCGACGACGAGGAAGCCUCUGGUGACGCCGCGAACACUCGCCGGGUGACCACCGCUCCUGCAGCGAAAGCCACGGUGCGACCACGCUUGGGUCCGGCUGCCACGUCUGUUGCCCGACCCCGCCUUGCUCAGGCCGAGACCGCCACUCGAACUCGCCUCGUCCAAGCUGCUCCUCGGAGACAAGUGGAAACUCGUUUCGUUCAAGUGGGAGCCGUUCCUGCUCCUCAGCCUGAGGUGAAGACGCGCUUCGUUCAGGCUCCUGCUCCACAGCCUCAAGUAGAAACGCGUUUCGUCGAAGUAGAGGCCGUUCCUCCUCCUCGCCGCGAGGUGGAAACGCGUUUCGUCGAAGUAGAGGCCGUUCCUCCUCCUCGCCGCGAGGUGGAAACGCGUUUCGUCCAAGUCCCCGUUUCCCAGCCCGAAGUGGAAACCCGUUUUGUCCAAGUAGAAGCUGCCCCUGCACCUUACGAAGCGGAAACGCGUUUCGUCCAUGCAGGAGCCAUUCCUGCUCCUCGUCGCGAAGUAGAAACGCGUUUCGUGCAAGUGGAGGCCGCUCAAGCUCCUCCCCGUUUCGUCCAGCUACAAGCUGUUGCUGCUCCUCGUCGUGAGCUGGAAACUCGUUUCAUUCAGGUUGGGACUGCACCUCAACCCGCCGUGGAAACUGGCUUUGUCCACGCGGCCGCCCCGCUGACUCGCCUGCUGGAGCGAGACUUCUCGUUCCCCGCCGGCUACUCCGCCGGAAACCGCGUUCGGCGCCCCGCCCUCCGAGGCUACUUCUCCGACUCGUACGCCGACAACAGCGCCGAGAAGUGAGCGCAGAGUAUCCCCUUCAGAAAGCCUUUGUCUCUUCCCACUGAUGUAUAAGCUAUAUCGGCCUUAUUUGCAUGUGCCUCAUGGGAUUGUAAAGGAACCGAGAUAAAGGGCUAACUAUUUUCUAGACUCACUUUCGUCUUUAAUUCCUAAUAUAACUAUAUCUUAGAAUAUAACCAGCUGUUUCUCUUGUUACUGUCAGCUGCAUUUCAUCAAACUUCAUGCGAGGAAAUUGGGUACAGGUAGUUGCACAGAGUAUAUUCUCAUCUCUUA
This is a messenger RNA of Penaeus monodon (black tiger shrimp), 1337 nucleotides long. Its product is annotated as translation initiation factor IF-2-like. NCBI's taxonomy places the organism in Eukaryota, Metazoa, Arthropoda, Malacostraca, Decapoda, Penaeidae. The record is from RefSeq and is a predicted model, not a curated record.